Saccostrea cuccullata (small rock oyster) is the source of this 4411-nucleotide messenger RNA. RefSeq lists its product as uncharacterized. The transcript is spliced from 3 exons. Lineage: Eukaryota; Metazoa; Mollusca; Bivalvia; Ostreida; Ostreidae. The record is from RefSeq and is a predicted model, not a curated record. The coding region runs from base 60 to 1820 and encodes 586 amino acids.
GAUUUUGUUUUUGUUAGGAAAAAGAAUUGUUUUUCCGAGAAGUAUGGAAGACUCUAGACAUGAAGAAGAAAUUAUUGCAAAAACAUAUUGAUGUGAAGAGACGAUUUGCAGUUGGUUUCCAUGAUAAUGAAAGCAUUGAAAAAAUCAAGCUGUCCAUUGCUGAUAUUGUUUGCAAGCUCGAUCACUGGGGUGAAGAGCUUCCACAGUCAUGGGCUAUGUUCGAAACAUUCUUUCAGGAAAAGAAAAUCUGCAAGAUUUUGAGCAGAGGUGAACUUGAGUCAUUCAAUGAAACAUUGCCAGAGGGAAUAAAGCUCCACACUACGGAAGAUAUGAGUCCCAUGCUGCAGUUCUUCCAUGACGUCAAAGAAAUUAUACACUUCGAUCAGCAAAUUCUUAGAAACUUUAUUAUUCUCGAUGUUCAGUGGUUUGCAGAUGCAUUUAAAAAUGUCAUAACAGAUAAAAAUCAUGCAAAAGAAGAUUUAUUUGAAUUUGCCUCAGAAUGGGACAAAUUUGAUGAAACUGGAGAGUUAGAUGAAGCACUAUUAUCCGCUAUAUGGGAAAUGAACAACAAUGGCUACCUUGAGCACAAAGAGGAUAUUAUGAUGUACAUGGAGAAGUUAGGACUCUUAGCUGAAAUGAGCGACAAAAUAUGGUAUGUCCCCUGUAUGAACAAGAUGCGAUUUCCAGCUGCCUGUUUUUCAACAUACCAUGCCUCCUCCAUCCUCUGCUACACGUUUGAUGUUCUUCCUGUUGAAAUUUUCCAUCGUCUUGUAGCAACGUGUAUACAGAUUCCUAAUUGGGAGAUUUUUACAGAUGAAGACAGGGGAUGCAUUUACCAGACUGCAGCUAUUUUUGUGUUUCAGGACCAGCACCAUAACGUCAUGCUUGGAAUGACUCAAUCGGAAAUUCAGGUACAAGUGUUUGUUGUGGAGGGAGAAGUGGAUGUUUUAACCUGUCAUCAGAUUAGAGAAAACAUUGAGCGUAUAUUACACAAACUCUCCAACACAUUCCAGAAAAACUCAGAUUUCCAGGUUGCAUUCAAAUGCAAAUCUGCUGGAUUUUGUGACAGCAAAGAAAGCGCUCCUAUUAGUGAAUCUAAGUUUAUCAAAGAAACUUUUCUGUGUCCAUCCUGUCCGGCAAACAAAAAGCAUCGUAUCAUCACAGAAGAUAUAAAAAAAUAUUGGGAACAGACACAACCAAGUAAUCCCAGCAGUUCAACGGCUUCUGGACAAGACCUUGGGGGCCGAUCUAGAUUUGCCAAACUUGGAAUGGCAACAAAUGAUGUGUUGAAUCUAGCAUACAGAGAUAUACUAGAGAUGGAGGUCCCCCCUUCCCUUAUUUAUAACAAAGUGACAGCAUCACCAAAUUUUCACAAAAGAUUGCGCCCUGAACAAGAAAAACUCUUAAUAGAUGCCAAUCAUUUGGGAUAUAAGCAUUUUGAUAUUUCAUUGACAUACUCAUUGAUCAGAAACAUUUGUAAAAAGAUUCCUUUACCAACCAAAGGAAAAUGGGGAGACGAGCCUGCAGCAGGAGAGGAAACAGUCGGUGAUGAUAUCGAGAGAAUUAGGUCAAUCCGAAACGGUUUGACUGCUCAUGUAAGCUCAGCUUCCACCCCUCAGACAGAAUUCGAUGACACCUGGUCAAUGAUGUCAGAUAUCUGCCAAAGACUGGAAACCUUCACUGGAAAGAAUUACUUGGUCAGCCUUAAAAGAAUUCAAAAUUUGACAUUGAAAGAGGAAGAUGUUAUCAAUUUGGAGAUAUUGCGUUCUCUUGUUUCAGAUAUGCAAAAAAUUAAAAGUACAUUGAAGAUUAAAAGUUAGCAAGAUAUAAAUAAGAAUGUUUUUGUAACAUGUAGGGUGAAAUAUUUGGAAUAUCACAUUGCAGAAUUUGGAAAGACGUUCUUGAUUAGCCUUAAGCUUCCUGAUACUAGAAAAUUACCUUUUGAAAAAAAUUAAAUAAGGAUUAUUAAAAUAGAUAAAUGUAGUCAAGGAGGUUUAAAAUAUUUGCAUUACUCAUUGGAUGAAUGGAGUAAUUAAAUAACUACAUGAACUUUCUAUAACAUAUAACUAGUCUUAUUCAUAAUCAAAUAGCAAUGAUUGUGUAUGUAGGAUUUGAUACUUUAAGCUUAAUGUAUAGAAAAAAAAACAAGUUGAUGAAACUAGUAUAUUAACAAACUCAUUCAAAGUCACCAUUUCAAAUUGGACAAAUUCGAUGAAACUGUAGAGUUAAGUGAAAAACUGCUAUCUGCCAUAUGGGGGAAUGAACAACAAUGGUUACCUUGAGCACAAAGAGGAUAUCAUGAUGUACAUGGAGAAGUUAGGAGUCUUAGCUAAAAUGAGCGACAAAAUAUGGUAUGUCCCGUGUAUGAACAAGAUUCGAUUUGCAGUUGACUGUUUUUCAUCAUACCCUGCCUCGUCCAUCCUUUGCUACACAUUUGAUGUUCUUCCUAUUGAAAUUUUCCAUCGUCUUGCAGCAACGUGCAUGGAGAUUCCUUGGGAGAUUUUAACAGAUGAAGAAAGAGGAUGCAUUUACCAGACUGCAGCCAUUUUAGUGUUUCAUGACCAGCACCAUAACAUCAUGCUUGGAAUGACUCAAUCAGAAAUUCAUUUGCAGGUGUUUGUUGUGGAUAGAAAAGUUAAUGUUUCAAUCUGUCACCAGAUUAGAGAAAACAUUGAGCGUAUAUUACACUCCCUCUCCAACACUUUCCAAAAAAACUCGGAUUUCCGGGUUGCAUUCAAAUGCAAAUCUACUGGAUUUUGUGACAGCAAAGAAAGCUCUGCUAUUAGUGAGUCUAAGUUUAUCAAAGAAACUUUUCUUUGUCCAUCCUGUCCGGCAAAAAAAACGUAUCGUAUCAUCACAGAAGAUAUAAAAAAAAAUAUUGGGAACAGACAAAUCAGUAAUCGUAGCACUUCGACGGCUUCUGGACAAGAUCUUCUGGGGCGAUCCAGAUUUGCCAAACUUGGAAUGGCAACAAAUGAUGUCUUACAUCAGGCCUACAGAGAUAUUCUAAAAUCAGAAGUACCCCCUUCUGAUAUUGAAAAUAAGGUGAAUUCAUUAUCAGGCAAAGACCGGAAGAAUUUGAAGUUGAACCUUGAUCAGGAAGAUCUUUGAAAAAAGCAAAAAAUGCAUGAUAAAAGGAAUUUGAUUAUUCCUUUACAUACAAGAUGAUAAGAAGCAUUUGUUUAACGAUCCCAAAACCAACAAAAGGAAAAUGAGGAUACCAGCCAGAAGCAGGUGAGGUGACAGUGGGUGACGAUAUUGAGAGAAUUAGGUUUAUACGAAAUAGAUUGGCUGCACAUGUGAGCUCAGCUUCUACCCCUCAAAAGCUUGGUCAAUGAUGUCAGAUAUCUGUCAAAGAUUGGAAUCCUUCACUCGAAAGAAAUACAUGACUGAAAUUAAGGAUAUUGAAAUGCUGACCUUGAAAAUGGAAGAUGAAGAAUCUAUUAUACAAAAGCUUGACAUGGAACAUAAUGAAAUGUUACAGACACUCAUGUCAAGGAAGUCAAGUUAGAUGUAAAAUAUAUUAAAAAAAGCAGUGUUGAAGCCAGGACACGCAGUUGCAAUGAACAAUGCAUAAGACGUAUAGUGGAAUUCUUCAUUAAAUACACGCGAUUGACUCGAAUACCUAUCUCAGCAAAUACCUGUUACAUCAUUAAUAUUUGGCAUGCUUAUGACAAACUAAGCAUCAGACUUAACUUCUGUCAACAUUGCCGAAUUUUUUAGAAUGAAAGAAGUUACUGUAAAACAUUGUGUUGAAUUAUUUGACUUUGUGAUCGAAACUUAUAUUCCGUACCUACAUACCUUGCUGAUUCAAUGAGUUGUUUUCAACUGAAAUAAUGUAGCAGUAAUGAUGGGUCGAAAAUUUGAAAAAAAAAUGUAGCGGUAAUGAGUUGUAUUUUUUCGUGAUGUAGCGGCAUUGUGGAUCUCCCAUUUGUUUACAUCAAAGUGAAAGCAUCAACAAAUUUUCUCCAAAUAUUCCGCCCUGAAAAAGAACAACUCUUGAUAUAUACUAAACUUUCGUGAUAUAAAAAUGUUGAUAGUUACAUACACAUUGAUCAGAAAUAUUUGUUCAACUUUUCUUUAAGCAAACAAAAAAUUAGGCAUAGACAUUGAUUAAGAAGUUGAUUGAAGCUUCACAUUUUAAUAUUUUUUAUGUAAUUCUGGUGCGACUGAAUACAAUGAAUUCAGUAGAUGUAAUGAAGAUGCACUUUACAGAGUAAUAAAAAUGUACAAAUUUGCAGUAGCCAAGUUCCUGAAUAUCUGAUUGACAUAAGCCAAAUUUUUGUUGUUAUUCAUCAGGUUACAGUACGAAAAAUUCACUCACUUCAACAAACCCAAAUGCAUACUACAAACGCAUAAGUCAAAUUUAAUUCCCGCUGUUAUUGAGAAUGGAACUCUUUAUGUCUUGUUU